This is a messenger RNA of Geodia barretti, 1038 nucleotides long. The record is from the annotation of a GenBank genome assembly. Lineage: Eukaryota; Metazoa; Porifera; Demospongiae; Tetractinellida; Geodiidae.
ACGGCAUCCAGCCAGCUGCUCGAAGUGGAGGACCUGCAGACCCACUUCUUCACCCGGCGCGGUGUUGUCCGCGCCGUCAACGGCGUGAGCUUCAGCCUGAUGCCCGGCGAGACUCUCGGCCUUGUGGGAGAGUCGGGUUCGGGAAAGACGAUCACCUGCCUGUCGCUGCUGCGCCUGCUGCCGCGGGGGGCGAGGAUCGUGGGCGGCAAGGUGCUGUUCAACGGCCAGAACACCCUGGACCUUUCUGAAAAGGAAAUGGAGAGGCUGCGGGGCAUCCGGAUGGGGAUGAUUCUGCAGAACUCCAUGGCGGCCCUUGACCCGGUGUUCUCGAUCGGUACGCAGAUUGCGGAACCGCUGGUCGUACAUUCGGGGCUGAACUGGAGGGCAGCGAUAGAACGCAGCAUCGACCUGCUGCGGAUGGUGAAGAUCACGGCGCCUCACCUGCGGGUCCGCAACUACCCCCACGAAAUGAGCGGAGGCAUGCGCCAAAGGGCGUCCAGCGCGGCGGCACUGACCCUCAACCCCGACCUGAUCGUCCUGGACGAGCCAGUUUCGUCGCUGGAUGUAUCCAUCCGUUCCCAGGUGCUGAACCUAUUGAAGGAUAUCCAGGCGGAGCGAGGAAUUUCCUACAUCCUGAUUUCCCACGAUCUGGCUCCGGUGGAGCACAUGAGCCACGUCAUCGGGGUGAUGUACCUGGGCAAGCUGGUGGAGCUGGGCGAUGCGGAGCUCACUUGCUCGGAGCCGCAGCAUCCGUACACCGCCUCCCUGGUGGCAGCGGCAACACCCCCUGGCACGACACCGGCAUGGCCCAUCCCAAUCGUGGGCGAAGUGCCCAGCGCACUGGAGACUCCCAGCGGUUGUUCGUUCCAUCCCCGCUGCGCCUACGCCAUGCCGAUAUGCAGCCAGGAAGUGCCGUCGCUCGCUCCCACGGAGGACGGGCGGAUGGUCUCCUGCCACCUUUAUCCCGACGAAAUCAAGAAGAUCGACAAGAGGGCCCCGAUCCAGGUGGCGCAGGGGAUAUCUGCCGCGUCUUCCUGA